Cooperia oncophora is the source of this 705-nucleotide messenger RNA. NCBI's taxonomy places the organism in Eukaryota, Metazoa, Nematoda, Chromadorea, Rhabditida, Trichostrongylidae. The record is from the annotation of a GenBank genome assembly.
CUGAUUUCCAGAUCUCCCAAAUUCGAAACAUUCGGAGGACGUCGCGGUAUUCGCCUGAACGCUUUGUCACGAUCCGACUCUGGCCUGGCCACCAGUGCACCUGCUGCUCAAGGGACUUCUUCUGCCGUUCGAGAUGUGUUCUGUCUUUGUUGUGGUACCAAACUGGGUUGGUUGUAUGAGUUCACCUGCGAAGUUGCGGAGCGAUAUAAAGAAGAAUAUUCUCGGAGGGGAUCCGUUUCCCCUGGAGCCAACUCCGGCGAUGAAUAUGAUGUGGGGUUCAGAGACGAUGCGUUGGAGGCCGAUUUUGCUCGUUUGCUGAAAAGAACUCGUGGUUUUGAGAUAAAGGUAGUGCGAGGUGAUGGAUCCUGUAUGUUCAGAGCUGUAGCGGAUCAGCUAUAUGCAGACCAGGACAUGCAUGGUGAAGUGAGGCGACUCUGCAUGGAUUAUAUGGAGAGAAAUCGAGAUCAUUUCGCUCCUUUUGUCGCCGAAAACUUCUCGUCUUACGUUGCGCGAAAGCGACAGCCUGGUGCGCACGGUAAUCAUGUGGAACUCCAAGCCAUCUCGGAAAUGUUUGCGCGUCCCAUUGAAAUCUACGAAUACAGUGAGAAUCCAAGAAAUGUAUUUUACCCAACCAUAAGGUCACUCGAUGUAAACGUGCCUAUUCGUCUUAGCUAUCACGGUUCGUCUCACUAUAACUCAGGGUAG